AUGGCCCAACUAGAUGUUUUAAUUCGCAAACGUAGUGGCAUGAAAGCCAAGCUUACAAAUUUCUCCAAUUAUAUUAGCUCAAUUGGCGCUUCCGGCAUAGUCUCCGAACUUCAACAUGAAUUACAAUGUCGAUUAAAUAAAUACGAGGCAUUAUACGAUCAAUUCGAUGAAUUACAGGUGGAGAUUGAAGUGUGUUCCGACAAGCCAGAGGACGAAUACGAGGAACGUUCAAAAUUCGAAGAGCGUUAUUACGCGCUGAUGGCGCAAGCGCGCAAUCUGCUGUGCAGAGAUGGUGCAGCAGAUGACGGCCGCUCUGUUGCAGGUUCGAUAUGCAAACAAGCAGCUAUGGUGAAAGUGAUUGACGACAACGGCAACAGCAUGGACGCACGGCUUCUACUCGAUAACGGCAGUACAGCAAAUUUUAUAACGCAGUCGCUUUGCAGUAAACUAAAAUUAUCUACACGUUCUGUAAGUUCUGAAAUUAAUGGCAUUAAUAAUCAAUCGUUAACUAGUACACAAGCUUGCAACUUAACAAUCGAGUCCCAAUGUUGUAGGUAUAAAGCGAAUAUAGAAUGUUAUGUUUUACCGGAGAUAACUAAAAUACUUCCUUCUACUGUAAUAGACAUCAGUCAACUUUCGUUGCCCUCAGAUCUACAUCUAGCUGACCCUUCGUUUAACAUACCGUCAGUAAUCGACAUUCUCGUCGGGGCUGAAGUUUUCUGGGAUGUUAUAUGUACUAAAUCAAUUAACCUAGGCAAAAACAAGCCUAAGUUAGUUGAAUCAAAAUUAGGUUGGAUUGUUACAGGCCAACUACCAAUACAGACAACAUCAAAUUUUACGCAUUCUUGUAAUUUGUCGAUAAGAGAUCUUGACAACCUUUGA
Papilio machaon (common yellow swallowtail) is the source of this 882-nucleotide messenger RNA. RefSeq lists its product as uncharacterized. The record is from RefSeq and is a predicted model, not a curated record. The coding region runs from base 1 to 882 and encodes 293 amino acids. The transcript is spliced from 2 exons. Lineage: Eukaryota; Metazoa; Arthropoda; Insecta; Lepidoptera; Papilionidae.